GCCAUUUGCCUGUCCCGAUCGCCGACCCACCGUAUCCCUUUUACGUCUUCCCCAAGUCUCCCGUUCCCUUAUAUCGAUCGCCCGCUCCUUCCCCUUUCCGAUCCCUCAGAAACAGAGGCGUCGGUGGAAUAGCCUCUUGUCAUCCUUCUCUCGUGUAUCAUAUUCGUUUCUGUUUACCCCCUUCGCCCGAUUAGAAUUUUAUCCUUAGGGUUAGGGUUUGCAUCUCUGUUAUCAACCAAGAUAGGAGAACGACCGGAGGUCCAGGGUUUCAUUGCAAUAACCGUGAGUCCGACGAUGCGGCCAGACACUGCCGAUAACAGCCACCACCAACACCAUCACCGCAACGACCGUAGGCCAGCCUCCGGCUCUUCCGGAGGCCGCAUCCACCACCGGCCCAUCGUUUCUGGCGGGAACCGCCAGGAGUGGGUCCCCCGUGGUUCCGCUCCUUCUGUAGCUGCCUCCACCGCCGCCCCCGCCGCCGCCAACCCCAUCCGUCCCACUGCUCCGGCAGCGGCCGGACCUGCCCACCGACAUCGGCCCCGCCAGGCCCAUAUCCCCCGGCCUUCUCUGCCGCCAACCGUUGCGGCUCCUUCGGAUGACGCAUCGGAUCCCUCUCUACCGCGGCUGGUCCAGGAGAUCCAGGACAAGCUGGCGAGGGGGGUGGUUGAGUGCAUGAUCUGCUACGAUAUGGUGCGGCGCUCGGCCCCGAUCUGGUCGUGUUCCAGCUGCUAUUCCAUUUUCCACCUUCACUGCAUUCGGAAGUGGGCCCGCUCCCCUACAUCCUCCGAUGCCCCAUCCGCCUCAGUAGACGGAAGUGGCGACCGCGCCGGAUGGCGGUGCCCCGGAUGCCAGUCGGUACAAUCCGUCCUCGCCAAGGAUCUCACCUACAGUUGCUUCUGUGGCAGCCGAGGGGAUCCGCCGAACGAUCUCUACCUCACCCCCCACUCCUGCGGUGGACCCUGCCGGAAACCUCUCGACCGGACUCCAGCGGUUCCCGAUGCUGAUAAUGAUGAGUUCCGUUGUCCCCAUGUGUGUGUUCUUCAGUGCCAUCCUGGGCCGUGCCCACCGUGCAAGGCCUUUGCCCCACGUCGGCCGUGCCCCUGCGGCAAGAAGACGAUCGUCCGGCGGUGCUCCGAUCGAGAAAGUCCCUUGACCUGCAGGCAGCAGUGUGAUCGUCUCCUUUCUUGUGGCCGUCACAGGUGCGAACGGAUUUGCCACACCGGCGCUUGCAGCCCCUGCCGGGUACUUGUCACAGCUUCUUGCUUCUGUAAUAAGAAGAUCGAGAUCGUUCUUUGUGGUGAUAUGGUGGUGAAGGGUGAUGUCCAAACUAUUGGAGAUGGGGUAUUCUCUUGCAAUUCUAUCUGUGGUCGAGUUCUUUCUUGUGGGAACCAUUUCUGCGGAGAGAAAUGCCAUCCGGGGCCCUGUGGUGAGUGCGAGUUACUGCCUGAGAAGAUCAAGAGUUGUUAUUGUGGAAAGACCAAAUUGGAGAAUGGAAGGAAGAGUUGCCUGGAUCCGAUUCCUACUUGUUCUGGACUUUGUGAAAAGGUCCUUUCUUGUGGGAUCCAUAGGUGCAGAGAGAUUUGUCAUGAGGGAGAUUGCCCUCCUUGUAUGGUACUGGUCGAUCAGAGAUGCCAGUGUCGGUCCUCAAAUCGGACAGUGGAGUGUUACAAGGUUUCCAGGGAUGCAGAAAUUUUUGUUUGUGAUAAGUCCUGUGGUAAGAAAAAGAAUUGUGGGAGGCACCGGUGCAAUGAGCGUUGCUGUCCUCUCUCUAGACCUGGUGGGGAGCUCUUAGGCAGCGAUUGGGACCCCCACUUGUGCUCCAUGCCUUGCGGAAAGAGGCUCCGGUGUGGGCAACAUUCUUGCCAGUUGCUGUGCCACAGCGGGCACUGUCCGCCAUGUCUUGAAACCACAUUCACUGAUCUCAUGUGUGCUUGCGGAAAGACAUCAAUCCCACCACCAGUUCCCUGUGGUACCCCGGCACCAUCGUGCCCCCAUCCUUGCUUGGUUCCCCAACCAUGUGGCCAUCCUGCUUCCCACACCUGCCAUUUUGGGGAUUGUCCUCCAUGCUCAGUGCCAGUUGCAAAGGAAUGUGUUGGAGGGCAUGUGUUGUUGAGGAACAUACCAUGUGGAUCCAAGGAUAUCAGGUGCAAUCAACUCUGUGGCAAGACUCGGCAAUGUGGGAUUCAUGCUUGUGGUAGGACUUGUCAUCCUCCUCCAUGUGAUGCUUCGUUUGCUUCAGGGUCUGGUUCUGGUGCGAAGUCUUCUUGUGGGCAGGUCUGUGGUGCGCCGAGGAGAGAUUGCAAGCACACUUGCAGUGCUCCAUGUCAUCCUUCAGAGCCUUGCCCUGAUCUUAGGUGUGACUUCCCAGUCACAAUAACUUGUUCUUGUGGCCGUAUUACCGCUAGUGUGCCUUGCAGUGCUGGAGGCAGCAGCAGUGGGUUUCAUGUGGACACUGUGCUAGAAGCAUCUAUCCUUCAGAAGCUUCAUGUUCCGUUGCAGCCAGUGGAAGCCAAUGUGAAGAAGAUCCCUCUUGGCCAGAGGAAGCUUUCUUGUGAUGAUGAGUGUGCUAAGAUGGAGAGGAAACGUGUCCUUGCAGAGGCAUUUGACAUAACUCCUCCUAAUUUGGAUGCUUUGCAUUUUGGUGAGAAUUCAACAGCCUCCGAAUUGCUUUCUGACCUUUUCAGGCGGGAACCAAAGUGGGUGUUGGCUGUGGAGGAGAGAUUCAAGUUCUUGGUGCUUGGAAAGACAAAAGGUGCAUCGGGAGGUCUUAAGGUACAUGUCUUUUGCCCCAUGUUGAAAGAGAAGAGGGACGCAAUUAGACACAUAGCAGAGAGAUGGAAACUUGCAGUCCAAGCAGCAGGAUGGGAGCCAAAGCGAUUUCUUGUAGUACAUGUGACGCCCAAGUCUAGACCACCAGCUCGGAUAUUGGGCUUCAAGCCUGGUGUUCCAAUAACUGCUCAACCUCCGGCUUUUGAUCCUCUAGUCGACAUGGAGCCUAGACUUGUAGUUUCAAUGCUAGACUUGCCUCGGGACGCAGAUAUAAGUGCAUUGGUGCUAAGAUUUGGUGGGGAAUGUGAGCUGGUAUGGUUAAAUGACAAGAAUGCGUUAGCUGUUUUUGGUGACCCAGCAAGGGCUGCAACUGCACUGAGGCGGUUAGAUCAUGGAUCAGUUUACCAGGGUGCGGCUGUGGUUUCUAGUCUUCCAGUGCUUAAUGCAUGGGGAACAGGACCUAAAGAGGGUGGAGUUGCUUCAAAAGGCAGCAAUUCAUGGAAGAAGGUUGUUUCCUCUGAAUCAGACUCUUGGGGCGGGGAGUGGUCGUCUUCUGGGGCUGAUGCCACAGUGCCUUCUUGGAAGCCGACGGAGGCUGCACCUAUCUCGACUUCAUCAAACCCAUGGAGUGUUCUUGAUUCUGAGACAACUAUGAAUUCAGUGUCCACAGAAUCAGCUGCUGACCGGAUCAUGGUUUCUGGUGUGAAAGGUGGAUCACCUGAAACAGAUGGUGUGGUCUCUACUGAACAGGGUGCUGCUGUUGGUAAUGUAGAGAUGCAUGAAGAGGUGGAUGACUGGGAAGAAGCCUAUGAGUGAGACUGUGGGCCGACUUUUGAAGUUGCUUAUUUUUUUCCUUUUGAUGAUGAAGUGGCCUAAAUCAAUUAGUAUAUGAAAUUUACAUUUAAUGUUGUUAUAUUCUUGGCACUAGUGCUCAUCUUUUGUUAUUGUUAUAUAUUUUGUCAGAUAAUGUUGGCGGCAACAUGUGAACAGAAAAUUUGAGCAAAUUGUGCAAGAUUCUGUCUUUUA
Molecule: messenger RNA, 3795 nt
Organism: Musa acuminata subsp. malaccensis (wild Malaysian banana)
Lineage: Eukaryota; Viridiplantae; Streptophyta; Magnoliopsida; Zingiberales; Musaceae
Product: NF-X1-type zinc finger protein NFXL1
Biological process (GO): regulation of DNA-templated transcription
Cellular component (GO): nucleus
Molecular function (GO): RNA polymerase II transcription regulatory region sequence-specific DNA binding; DNA-binding transcription factor activity, RNA polymerase II-specific; zinc ion binding
Source: RefSeq, a predicted model, not a curated record